Messenger RNA from Closterium sp. Naga37s-1, 534 nucleotides. Lineage: Eukaryota; Viridiplantae; Streptophyta; Zygnematophyceae; Desmidiales; Closteriaceae. The record is from the annotation of a GenBank genome assembly.
AUGCAGGGUCGAGUAGGUGACGGCCCUGGAGGAGUGGGUGCUGCUUUCGUCGGUGGGCUUCUGUCCAUGCCGGUGCCGUCAACCCAUCGGUCGUUCCGUUACUCGGGUUCUCGGCCUCGUACUUCUGGGCAGACGCACACCACCACUCAGACGGAUAGUGUGGCGGACGAGGAGGAGGAGGGGGACGAUGAGGGGGACGAUGAGGGGGAGGGAGAGGAGGAGGAGGAGGAGGAGGAGGAGGAGGAGGAGGAGGAGGAGGAGGAGGGGAGCGGUGAUGAUAGUGAGCCGGGGUGGACACCCGAGACGCAUGGCGGUGCUGGGGACGGUGGAGGAGAUAAAGACGAGGAGAUGGAAGGGUUGGAGCCUGAGGGGGUGGAGGAGGGGGUUGGUGAGGGAAGAGGGGUUGCCGCGGCUGCCGUAGAGGAGGCAUCUCAGCUUGUGGGAAGGAGAGCCAGAGAGCAGCAUGGGGAGUGGCAAGGGGAGGAGGAAGCCGGGGUGGCAAGUUCAGAUGUUUGGGCCUUUGGGGAAGGAUGA